Molecule: messenger RNA, 896 nt
Organism: Trachemys scripta elegans
Lineage: Eukaryota; Metazoa; Chordata; Testudines; Emydidae
Gene: SEMA6B
Product: semaphorin 6B
Exons: 7
Coding region: 222-896 (224 amino acids)
Biological process (GO): positive regulation of cell migration; neural crest cell migration; semaphorin-plexin signaling pathway
Molecular function (GO): semaphorin receptor binding; chemorepellent activity
Source: RefSeq, a predicted model, not a curated record
GUGGGGCCAGGUGCUGAAGACAAGCAGCGUGUGUCUGAUGUGAAGGGGACGCAAAGAGAGCGGUGGCCUGGUCAGAGCCACGGGCGAGGAGGAGGAUCUUCGCAGCAGCAUUGUGAAAGGAGCGGAGCGAGGCAAGAUCGCAUGUGUCAAGGCCAGAGAGAAGGAUGGCGCAGCGGGCGAGAUGAUGAGAGGCUGGACGAGGGGUUCGGCUGCAUGGAUGGAUGAGAAAGGCCAGAUCUCAGAGGUGUGAAGGGCGCCCGUCCCUCCCGGAGACCAUGACUCUGCCCUGUGAUCUGCUCAUUCUGCUGCUGCUGCUGGAGGGGGCGGCCGACGCCGUGUUCCCCGAAGAGCCCGGGCCCAUUAGCGUGGCCCCCGGAGACUAUGUGAAGCACUACUCGGUGUUCGUGGGCAGCGGGCUGAGCCAUUUCUCCAGCCUGGACGGCAGUGGGGCGGAGCGACUCAACAUCCAGCGCAUGUUGAAGGUCAACCGGACUCUGUACAUCGGCGACAGGGAUAACCUGUACCGGGUGAGCCUGGAGCCUGCCACAGCCAGCGAGAUGCGCUACCAGCGGAAAUUGACGUGGGGGUCGAACCCACACGACAUCAGCAUCUGCCGGAUGAAGGGGAAGCAUGAGGCAGAGUGCCGGAACUUCGUCAAGGUGCUGCUGGUGACGAACGAGAGCACGCUCUUCGUGUGUGGGACCAACGCCUUCAACCCCAUCUGCGCCAACUACAGCAUGGACACCUUGGAGCCCAUUGGAGACAGCAUCAGCGGCAUGGCCCGGUGCCCCUACGACCCCAAACAUGCCAAUGUCGCCCUCUUCACGGGUCAGUACCGCCCGGCCUGCUCCCUGCUCUUGGGCGGGUGGGGGGCAGAGGGGGGCUGCCCGCAGUGA